This is a messenger RNA of Ambispora leptoticha, 1173 nucleotides long. Lineage: Eukaryota; Fungi; Glomeromycota; Glomeromycetes; Archaeosporales; Ambisporaceae. The record is from the annotation of a GenBank genome assembly.
AUGUCCACCAUUUCUACAGCAGCAACAUUAGUUCAUUCUUCUUCAUUCACGCCAAAAUGUUCCUUCGAGUACACGAUAACUGAUUGGAAAAAAUAUUCGACACCUUGUUAUAGUCCUCCUUUUGGCACUUUUUAUGACUUGUUUUGGCAACUGAAAUUUGUCUCGACGGCACAUGAUUAUCCUAGGCAGUGUUCAGUUUAUUUAUGGGCGGUAGCUAAUUCUGAGGAAGAAGGUCUCGAGAUCACUUGGUCAAGACGUGCUUCGGUAAAAGCUAAAUUGUAUCUCAAAAACCCAAUCACAAAUCUUGAAAUACGUGGACGAACACUUUCGAGAAUGGACGAAUUCUCAGCUAAAUGGCCUGGUCGUGGAUUUAAUGCGUUCUGUUCAAAAUCUGAGCUUCCUGAAUGCGAUUUAAUAAUUGGAGUGCAAUUUUCAGAGAAUGAAAUGAAAUCCCAAGCCAUGCAAAUACCACUUCCCAUCAAUCCACUACCCAAGAAUUUGAUCGAUGCUUGGGCAUCACAACUGGAAAAACCAGAAAUGUCAGAUAUUCGAUUUGACGUCAAAGGCGCGACAUUAUAUGCCAACAGUGACAUACUCUCGCAACGAUCAGAAUACUUUCAAUUGUUAAUACAAGAGCAAUGGGCCGAAUGUAAAGCUAGCUGUUUACGAUCCCCCCUUUCAUCCCGACCUAUAUCACAAAAUUUUUCUUGUACUUCACAAAAAUCUGAGAAUCAACAUCAUCUUUUCCAAUAUAAUGUUCGAAUUCCGGAUUUCGAGCCAGAGACAUUUGCCGAAAUGCUUCGUUAUUUGUAUACGAACGAAGUGAAAUUCGGUAGCACUGGAUCAAAAACUGAUCCACUUUCAAUGUUUUGCAUUGCAGACAAAUAUCUUAUAAUGGAAUUGCGACAACGUGCCAAAAUUGCUGCUUUAAAAGAAGUCAAUAUUGAGAAUGUUGCUGAAGGAUUAUUCAAUCUCGCUUGGAAAUGGCCAGAAUUAAAAGAGUACUAUAUGAAAUUGAUAUUAGAAAAUUUCACAGCCGUACGAAAAACCGCUGGGUUCAUUAAAAUAAUGGCUAACCCCUCUCUAUAUGAGAAUUUUACAGAAUUAAUUCUCGAAAUUCUUGAAUCACUUUCUCCUUUACCCGCAGAUUUGGAAAAAAGCAAUGCACAAUAA